Molecule: messenger RNA, 2676 nt
Organism: Drosophila willistoni
Lineage: Eukaryota; Metazoa; Arthropoda; Insecta; Diptera; Drosophilidae
Gene: cas
Product: transcription factor castor
Exons: 4
Coding region: 52-2463 (803 amino acids)
Biological process (GO): regulation of neuron differentiation; positive regulation of transcription by RNA polymerase II
Cellular component (GO): nucleus
Molecular function (GO): RNA polymerase II transcription regulatory region sequence-specific DNA binding; DNA-binding transcription factor activity, RNA polymerase II-specific
Source: RefSeq, a predicted model, not a curated record
ACUAAAUUUGUGUUGUGCCCUCAUCGAAAAAGAAAAAAUCAAAGUGCAAAUAUGUCGAAUCAAAUGGAAUUUAUUAUGCAGCUUUAUAUGAUGAAUUUGUUGCAGCAGCAGCAACAACAGCAACAGCAAUUUCAACAACAGCUAACAGGAUAUACAUCAUAUACACAGAAAGAGGAUAUCACCAGCAGCACAUGCCUGCAACAGCAACAGCAACAACAGCAGCAACAACUCAAAACAAGAACGCAAAAACGCAUUAACUCGCAAAACACGAACUGUAGUAGUAGCCGUAGUUGUAGUCCCAAUCCCAAUAGUAAUUUGAUUUCGUUACAUCAACAACAACAACAACAACCACACAUAUUUACAACGCAAACAACUACACCCACAACCCCUAACACCUACAACAACAACAACGACACAAACACUAUGAAUUUCACUAACCAAUUGCCACAAAUGUUGCUAAGCACAUUGCCCUUAACGCAAUACAUGUUGCAGCAACAACAACAGCAACAGCAGCAGCAACAUUUGUUGACAACCUCAAAUCUCCUAUUAACACCUAACACACCCAGUUCCCGCUCCAUACAACAACAACAAUUGGGACAAUUAUCCAAUUUGCAAACAUUAAACACUGAGCAAAUUACAACAAAUAAUUUUCUACAAUCCUCCACAGUGACAUCAACGCCAAACGAGCAAGCAGCGCAACAUGUUGCCAACGAUAUCUUAGCAACAUCGACAACAACAAUAGCCUCAGCAGUUUCGGCCGUCACACUUAAAUAUGAGAAAAAUGAAGAUCAAGUGGAUGAAGAAAUAGAAGAAGUAGUAGAUAAUAAUGAUGAGGAUGAUGAUGAUGAUGAAGACGAUGAGAAACCUUUGUCCAGUUACAAUAGUUGCAGCUCAUCGGGCAAUGGUAGCUCUGAAAAGUUGAUGCAGUUGUCGGGAGUACAGCCUCUGGAGAGCACUAUCGAUAGUAUUGAUUCUCCAAGCAUGUACACUCCCAUCAAGCAGCCGGCCGACUCUUCAUACAGCAUCACGCCCGUUGAGAUGGAACAUACACCAAAUACCCCAAUUGCCCAGACCCAGUCGAACUCUAUGCUGACCCCACCAUCCAGUGAUCAAAGCAAAGGCGUUGUCCAAAGUUUGUCCACAGCCAGCAGUUUGGAUGCCUUUCUGCAGAACGAGGAGAAUUUGAAGAAUCUGCGCAAGGUCUCAUCGUAUUUGGAGUGCGAGAACGUUUUGUGUAGACAGGAGAAUUUACGUGAGCAUUUCCAUUGCCACGAUGAGCCCUGUCAGGGUAAGAUCCUUAGCAAAAAAGACGAUAUCAUUCGGCAUUUGAAGUGGCACAAGAAACGCAAAGAGAGUCUUAAGCUGGGAUUCGCAAGAUUCUCCUCGUCUGACGACUGCGCCCCAUCCUAUGGAGCCGGCUGUGCAUACAACUGGAAGCAGACGCAUUACCAUUGCAUCUACGAACACUGCCCCAAGGUCUAUGUGAGCACCAGUGAUGUCCAGAUGCAUGCGAAUUUCCACCGUAAGGACUCGGAGAUAGUCAAUGAGGGUUUCCGACGUUUUCGCGCCCACGAAAACUGCCGCAUUGAGGAUUGUCCCUUCUAUGGCAAGAAGAUAUCGCAUUAUCAUUGCUGUCGCGAGGGCUGCAAUCACACAUUCAAAAACAAGGCCGAUAUGGACAAACACAAGACCUAUCAUCUUAAAGACCAUCAGCUGAAAAUGGAUGGCUUUAAGAAAAUACUCAAGACCGAAGCCUGUCCCUUCGAAGACUGCAAAUUCUCGACUGUGUGCAAUCAUAUCCAUUGCGUACGUGAGAACUGCAACUUUAUCCUGCACUCCAGUAGCCAGAUGAUCAGCCAUAAGCGUAAGCAUGAUCGUCAGGAUGGAGAGCAGGCGUACCAACAGUUCAAAUCCAAGUCGGACGUGGAAGAAACAUCACUAGAUGCCACACCGACACCGCAGCUGCCUCAACCUCCACCCACCAGCAAUAAUUCCACGCCUCUGUCCUCCCUCUCUGCCGAGCAUUUCCUGGCCCGCAAGCGUGGCAGGCCACCCAAGAAAAUUCAACUGCCUGCCGAUACACAACAGCCAGAGGUUAAACGUUUGAAAGUCGAAGAUGAUGUUAGUAAUCCUGCCUUGCCAGUUGCAAAUCCACUGGCACCCUCGAAUGGAGUAUUCCCCAAUCUGCUGCCCAAUUUCAAUGCUGCUGCUGCCGCCGCUGCUGCGACCGGAGCAGAUGCAACGGCUCCAAAUUUCCAACUAACCCAUCUGAUGGCACUCUUCCAGUUGCAGAAUCCGCUCUUCUAUCAGAAUCUGUAUCCUGGUAUGCCUCAGAAUGCGUCCAUGUUGGGGAAUCUGGCGGCCUUUAGUGCUGCCGCUGCUGCCGCGGCGGGAGCAGGAGCGAUGCCAGGUGGACAGCAACCCAAAACCGAGUUUAAUAUUAAGCCUGAGUUCAAGGAGUAGAAAUCGGAACGUAGUCCUGCCGUCUUAACUAGAUGAUAAGGGUAGCUUGCAUUUUUAUAGUUGACCUACUGACGUUGAACAGUUUUAAUGGACAUUGGCCAGGCACGCGCUCUAAGCAGGUUUCCGGGUCCGGGUUUUUGAUUAGGUAGUUGCGGCAGGACCAAAUACGUUUCAUUCUGACUUGACUCAAAAUCCAUUUAAAAGCAAACUCAG